AUGCGCGAUGCUACUUUUGAGCUAAUUGGCAUUCUCUUCAACUUGGCCCUUUGGUUCUCCAAACACGCCGCCAAGAUUGCCAUUGAAAUGGAGCAAGCCGUUGAAGUGUACAAAUCAUUGAGAAAUGCAGCUGGUCUGUUUGAACACAUUAAGAAGGAUCUCUUGGGCCAAGUGAAGGGCAAAGUAGAAAGUGGAUCAGACUUGGAUCCCUGUGUUCUCGAUGUCUAUAUCUUGCAGAGUCUGGCAGAGGCACAAGAAGUAACUAUCGCUCGUGCUAUGGAACUGAAACAUGAUCCUGGAAUUAUUGCGCCAUUAGCAUGCGAAACUGCCACUUUGUAUGAAAAGUGCAGACUUGGAUUGCAGAAUAUUCCAGAGUCGUUGGUUACGAAAUGGCGGGCUUAUUGCAUCUUUAAAACGGCUUGUUUCCGUGCCUAUGUGAGUUAUUGUAUUCGCCUAAGUCUAUUUACUUUUUCUCAUUCUUCUAUAAGCCUAUCACCAUUGUAA
Messenger RNA from Hydatigera taeniaeformis, 504 nucleotides. Lineage: Eukaryota; Metazoa; Platyhelminthes; Cestoda; Cyclophyllidea; Taeniidae. The record is from the annotation of a GenBank genome assembly.